CUCUCUCUAGAAAAUCGAAAGGUUUCUCUUUUUCCUCACAAAAACCCUCGCUUUCUCUUCGAUUCUCUCUCUCCUCCUCACCUUGCACAGUAUCAUCACCAAGUUCAUUUUCUGUGGUUUUUCUUCCAAUUUUAUCCCUACUCUGAUAUAUAUCACAGAAUGCCCUCCGAGGAUUCAAAGCUCGUGAAGAAAGAGGAGGUUGAGGACGAAGAGGAUGAUAAGAGCCUCAGUUCUGUUCUUGAAAGCCGCAAGAAGAAACCCAAGAAUGCUACUCCCAAAUCUCGCUCUCCAAAUCAAGCUAAAAAGGUGAAGAAAGAAGAAGCUGAUGAGGAUUUUGAGCAGUCCACGGCUAAGAAGAGCUUGGACAAGACUGAUAAGAAAAAGAAGAAGAAAAAGGAGGAGGAGAAAAAAAUUAAAGGUGCCAAAGAAGCUGAGCAGAAUGGUAAGAAGAGGGAAAAAAAGGUGUAUGAUUUGCCUGGUCAGAAACGAGACCCUCCUGAGGAAAGAGACCCAUUGAGGAUUUUCUAUGAGACUUUGUAUAAGCAAGUACCUGAGAGCGAAAUGGCAGCUUUCUGGAUGAUGGAGUCCGGUUUGCUCUCCAAGGAGUUGGCGAAAAAGAUUUUUGAGAGGAAACAGAAAAAAGUUCAACAGCAAAGGCUUGGUUCAUCGCCAAUGAAAGCUGUUGUUACUGUAAAGAAAAGCACCCACUCUGUUACUGUAAAGAAAAGCACCCACUCUGUUACUGUCAAGAGGAAAAUAACAUCCUCCCCAGUUGCUUCCCAGAAAAAGAAGACACCGGACUCUAAAACUGCAUCCAAACAGUCCAAGAAGCGCAAGAGCAGUGAUGAAUCAGAUGAUGACUUUACUAGCUCUGCAAAGAAAGUAACAAAGAAAAAAAGAGUAGAUUAAUUUAGUUUUAUCAGCAUUUGCUAGUUGUCUCUUAUUUUCAUGGUGUUUGGACUACUAACAUGUUACAUUAUGUCUUUGCCUUUUGAACUCCAUGGACAAUAUAAACCAGUAAGUGACUUUUAUUUUUAUUUUUA
Molecule: messenger RNA, 1043 nt
Organism: Cornus florida
Lineage: Eukaryota; Viridiplantae; Streptophyta; Magnoliopsida; Cornales; Cornaceae
Exons: 4
Coding region: 160-909 (249 amino acids)
Source: RefSeq, a predicted model, not a curated record